Molecule: messenger RNA, 1484 nt
Organism: Botrytis cinerea B05.10
Lineage: Eukaryota; Fungi; Ascomycota; Leotiomycetes; Helotiales; Sclerotiniaceae
Exons: 4
Coding region: 139-1302 (387 amino acids)
Source: RefSeq, a predicted model, not a curated record
GGUACAUCUCCUCAUCACUGUACUUUUCUUCAGCCACCUCAAACCUCACUCUUAGCUCAUCAACCAAAGAAACUUCAAUCGUGAUAUGCAAAUCUCAAUUAUUCAUACAGAUAAAUUUAAUGCCCAUACUAUCUGGCGAUGGAACGAAAGAACUCAGAAGCUGGCCCUCCGAACAAUCCUUUAAAAAUACCCGUUGCAUCAUUUCCUACGCAUAACUCACCUCGAGUUUGGUUCUUGACCUCUGCUUUAUCUCCAUUAUCCGUCCGAUUAAUCAGACUUCUUCUCAAGCAUGGCGAUUAUGUAGCUGCUGGUCUACCGCCAAGUGAAAUCGAGGAUGAUGAGCGAUGUGUAGAGUUCAAGGAACUGAUCAAUGAUUGCAAUAGUAGCAAAAAGCAGUGUGAGGGGUGGAAAGACAGAAUUCGAGGGAUUCGGGUUGAUGGAAGGGCCAAAUCUCAAUGUUUAGCAGCCAUUGCAGAGGCUAUCAAAGUAUUCGGUCGUAUAGAUAUUUUGUUGUGCUCUUCAUCAGAAGCUGUUGUUGGUACGGUAGAGGAACUUUCGACAAAUCCAGCUACUCAAAGUCUGGUUCGUGAUCAAUUCGAAGCCAUCUAUUUCAGUCAGAUCAAUUUUAUCAAAUCCGCUUUACCCCAUCUUCGCCAAAAACGCGAUGGUCAUAUCCUCAUUCUUACUGGAAUUACUGGACACAUAGGUACACCUGGAAUGUCCAUGUAUUGUGCUGCGACAUGGGCUUUGGAAGGAUUUUGCGAUGCCCUGACAUAUGAGAUUGCUCCAUUCAAUAUAAAAUUGACCAUCGUUCAACCGAAUAAAGAGAUUCCACUACUCACGAACAAGAUUAUGUUCGCUCCACAGUUACCACAAUAUGAAGCUCAAAAUAAUCCAGCUCCACAAUUGAGGGAAGUCUUGACGCACGUGUUAAAUUCACAUCCAGAUACUCGGAUGGACCCACAGACUGGGAAAAGUACCAUCGAGUCGAGAUUUCCUAAUUUACCUAGCGAAUUGAGAGAUAAGCUGGUCAUGGAAACUGUUCAUGCUUUGACGGCAAUUGGAGGUCACGAAAAUCCGCCAGCAAGACACAUUGUAGGGUAUGAAGGGAUAGCAUCGGUUAAAGAAAAGCUGAAGACAGUCAGCGAAGAGAUGGAAGAUUUUGUAGAAGUUAGUUGUGCGGUGGAUAUCUACACUAAGAGUGCCGUUAAUCAGGCAGCGUUGGCUGAAAUCAGAUCUCAGCGUAAGCGUAGUGGCAGUCAGGAUUCUAAUGAUGAAGAAUCGACUCCAGUUUUAUUUUAAUGGGAACUUUGAAAUCUUUUGGAAUUCACUUUACUUCCUUCUAGAGACUGAGUGAAUUGUAAGAAGAACGCCAGGCUGAAAUUCAAGGCCGAGAUUGGAAAGCUAUAUAUAUAUAUAUGUAUAUAUAGCUGAAUUAUAUAGAUACUCAUUAGUAUUUCUCUAAAUUGAAAGUGAAACUCACA